Prunus mume (Japanese apricot) is the source of this 2698-nucleotide messenger RNA. RefSeq names its product Serine/threonine-protein kinase WNK (With No Lysine)-like protein. NCBI's taxonomy places the organism in Eukaryota, Viridiplantae, Streptophyta, Magnoliopsida, Rosales, Rosaceae. Gene Ontology annotation, biological process: regulation of DNA-templated transcription. The record is from RefSeq and is a predicted model, not a curated record. Gene Ontology annotation, molecular function: DNA-binding transcription factor activity; protein dimerization activity.
AUGGGUGAAGCUGGGAAAAGUUCUGUGAUUAGAGAGACACUUGAGAGUCUUUGUGUUAGCAAUGGGUGGUCUUAUGGGGUUUUCUGGCGCUUUGAUCAGAGAAAUUCCAUGUUGUUGACCAUGGGAGAUGCAUAUUAUGAAGAGCACAUGGGAGCAGUGAUGGACAGUAUGCUUUCACAGGUCCACAUGCUUGGAGAAGGUAUUAUUGGGCAAACGGCUUUCACGGGGAAGCACCGGUGGAUGCAUUCAGAUGCUUCUAGUGGAGAAUGGAAUUCAUGCAAUUCUCUUGAAAGUCAAGAUAUGUUCCAGGAUGACUCUGAGUUCAGGUGCCAAUUUUCUUCUGGUAUAAAGACAAUUGCGACAAUCUCUGUUGAACCACGAGGAGUAAUUCAGUUCGGAUCCACCAAAAAGAUUAUGGAGCGGUCCGAAGUUUUGGAUGAAACAAAAAGGUUGUUCUGGGAGAUGGAAAAUCUUGAUGGGCUUAUUCCUUUGGAAAAUGUUCCAUCAUGUUUGAACAAUGGUACUAAUGAUCUAAAUGAGUUGUUUGCUUCCUUAAUUUCAUCUGGGAAUUCCUAUAAUGGAGAUGUCACCUGGACCCUUGGUGAUAAAUUUAAAGAGCUCCGAGGAAACGAUACUUCUGCAAUGAAUUUACAUUCUACAUCAUCUGAUGACAUUGGCUCAGCUGAUAAAACCCCUUGGUUUAGUACAUGGAGUACUGAGUCUUCUUAUUUGACUUCAUUUGACUCGCAGUUGGCAUCUGAAAUUAGGGUUCAGGAUUCUCAUGAAUCUUGCAGAAAUACAGCACAGAAUAUUCAGAUGGAAUCAACAUUCACUUCAUUGGCUGACAUAGCGAAACCUAUUCAAGGCAGCUGUGGAUAUCAGAUGGAUAACCAGCAUUCUCUGCAUGGUUUCCCAGUGGAGUUUAACCCAACUGAUUUUACUACAAAUAUCUCUAAAUUCUGCCAGGUGGAUGAUCUUUCCCAGUGGUUUGCUGCUUCACCAGAACAGAACAUCAAUGGAAUGGCAACCACACUGAAUGAUGACCUCUCACAAGUAAUGGAAAGUACUUCGGGGUCAUCUGGUCUGGUUAAAGGUGAUAGGUUUAUUGAUGCUCCAAUUGAACAUCCAGAUAAUUCCAUGCACAGUUCCAUUACAAAUCCUUUCAAUGCUGGUGGACAUGAGAAUUCUGUGAUCAUUCAGAAUGCUGAAAAUGUUUUGUUUGAUGGUUUGGGACCAGAUUUUGGUUGUGGUCAAGUGGGGGAGUGUUGGGAAGAUAUUAUGGUGCCGGCAGUCAGUGGUGGCUACUUGACCGCUGGUACUGCUUUGACCAAAUGCUUCUCAGAGCCAGAAGUUGGUUCCAUGACUGCUCCUCGGAAAGGGUUGUUCUCGGAAUUAGGACUGGAAGAGCUUUUGAAUGGUAUAAGUACUACUUCAAGCUCCGUGUUUAAAAGCAGUCUAGAGGACCUAUCAUCCACCACCCGAAAAAGGAAAUCAGAAUGUUCAUCUGUGAACAGUAACCAGGUUCAGUUUGCAAGGCUUGCUGGCUCUAGUGGGAGCAUGCAUUCAAUGGAGCCUUUGUAUAACCUGGACAAGACAAACAGUCUUGUACCAAAGAAAGAUUUUUUCCCAAAAUCACAGGUCGGUUUAUGGAUUGAUGAUAGCUAUAGUGUCAACGCUAAAAGUGCUGCACAAGAUAAACAACAGCAGGCUGAGGAAUACACAAAGACCACCAGGAAAAGGGCAAGGCCUGGGGAGAGUACUCGACCAAGGCCCAAGGAUCGUCAGCAGAUCCAAGACCGUAUGAAAGAGUUAAGAGGGAUCAUCCCCAGUGGUGGCAAGUGUAGCAUAGAUUCGUUGUUGGACCGAACCAUCAAAUACAUGCUCUUCUUGCAAAGCGUGACGAAAUAUGCAGAUAAACUUAAACAGGCUCAUGAGCCAAAGCUAAUUGGCAAGGAGAAUGGUGUGGUUCUAAAAGACAACAACAACCGAUCUGCUGGUAAUACAUGGGCAUUAGCAGUCGAGGGUCAAACAGUGGUUUGCCCUAUAAUAGUUGAGGACCUUAGUCCACCUGGCCAAAUGCUUAUUGAGAUGCUUUGUGAGGAACAAGGUUUCUUCCUUGAGAUAGCAGACAUAAUCCGGGGCUUUGGGUUAAAUAUUUUGAAGGGGGUGAUGGAAAGUCGAGAGGAUAAGAUAUGGGCACGAUUUAUUGUUGAGGCAAAUAGGCAUGUAACAAGGAUAGAUGUAUUCUGGUCCCUUCUCCGUCUUCUUCAGCAAACAACAAACAAUGUGGUUGAUCCAACCAAUCUGCCGACUAAUAUCGUAGAUAGUGGAGUUCCUAUGUUGGAUAGUUGUCAACAACAAAGUUUACCUCCUCCCAUCAGCUUGUCAUGAGACGCUUAUCGUAUCGGCUUUGGGACGACAGUUUCAGGAAUACCUUGAGCAUUUACUUGUGAGGACAUGCCAUGAUAGGUGUUCUAGUAACGGAGGAAGUCACGAAAGAAGAGGAAUUUGGCUUAUCCAGCUUUGGAAGUAGGUGUGAAGUGUGCAUAUUGUUAGUAGAGAGUAGGAUACACCUUCAAAAUUGCAGGUGCUCUUUUUGUUGCUCUAGUUCCCAAUAAGAAAGGACAGGCUUUUUAGGCAAGGUUUUGUAUUUUGGUUGUUUAUAUCUUCAACCUGAUGAGAAUUAAACCAUUUAGUA